Messenger RNA from Paramuricea clavata, 666 nucleotides. The record is from the annotation of a GenBank genome assembly. NCBI's taxonomy places the organism in Eukaryota, Metazoa, Cnidaria, Anthozoa, Malacalcyonacea, Plexauridae.
GUCAUUACGCCAAAUUCUGUCAGUGAUAUUUGGGCAUCAACAUCUUGUGAGUUUUCCUUUGGGGAUAUUGAUGAACAAUUUGUUAACAAAAAUCUCCAUGAGUUGAAAACCAAUAAAGCUAUUGGUCUUGAUCGUGUUAGUGCUCGUUUGUUGAAAGAUUCUGCCAAUGUUCUAACUCCUGUACUGACCAAAUUAUUUAAUCGCUCACUGUCUUCUUCUAUAUACCCUGACAUUUGGAAAUGCGGGAAGGUUACUGCUCUGUUUAAGUCUGGGGAAAGAACUGAUCCAAAUAACUACCGGCCAAUAACAGUUCUCCCGAUUGUUAGUAAAAUUCUAGAGAAAGCGGCCCAUUCACAAAUGUAUAGCUAUCUACAGGAUAAUAAACUUUUGUCGCCAUAUCAGUUUGGUUUUAGGCCCAAAAGGUCGACUGAGAUUGCCCUCGUCGACUUCACUGACUCAAUUCUGGAAAACAUGGACAGAGGACUUUUCACAGGGGUAGUUUCAAUAGAUUUAACGAAAGCUUUUGACACCGUCGAUCACGGAAUUCUGUAUGAUAAACUGAAACGCGCCGGCUUUGCUGACACAUCCGUAAACUGGCUUGAAUCAUAUCUUACAAACAGAACUCAAGUAACUGCAGUUGGAAAUAUUUACUCGUCUGCUAAAUCU